AUGUGCUGUUGGAUUCGCGUCCAGACUCAGCCGGCACCAUGGUCCUCACCUCCAGAGGUCCCAGAGGCGCCGGAUCCGCUGAGUGGUGAUGCGAUCGCUGAGAUCUUUCGGCGUGGGCGCGAGGUGCAAGAAGAACGGGGUGGCACGACUGGAGCUGAGCUGGUCCAUUCAGAGCUUCCCGCAGAGCAGUGGGGUGUCAGCCAGGAUCAGCUGGCUGACCUAGCCAAGGAGCUUCAUUCUCUUGUGGAGAUGCGCAGUUUGACCAAUCGUUCCAAGAAUGACUGCCGUCAACGAAAGGUGCCUUUCUAUGAGGAAAGCAAGUUCUGGGACGUGACGAUCGGACCCAACAUGUACCAGGUGAAUGAAAGUCAUAUCCAGCCGUUGACCCGAAAGAAGGACCCAUGCCACGGCAUCCCUUGCCUCAGCUAUGCCUUGCACUGCAACUCAGAUGGCCUCAGCUGUGACCUCUUCGUCUCGCAUGCAUGGUCGGAAGGAAUUUUUGAGCUUAGCAACACUGUGGUGCAGAACUGGCCAGAUGGAUGUAUCGGUGCAUACAUUUGCUCCUUGGCAAAUCCGCAGAAUCUACCUGAGCUCAUGAGUCAUAUGAUUGAGACCCCUUCUCAAUCACCAUUCUUCAGAGUAUUGAUCAGUCGCCCAAAAAGGCUUCUCAUGAUCGCCAACUCCAAUGUGCCGAUCCACUCAAGGCUUUGGUGUGUCUAUGAAGCCCACUGUGCCAGGACUCUGGGCAUCACCACCGCGGUUCUUGGAGACCCUGCUCACUUCGCUACAAACCGCUGGGCUUCGGGCGCGGCCACGCGUGCUGUGAAGGCAGCUGUGCGCGCUCGUCGACGGGAGCUGGCCAUCGCGGAUGCCAUGGAGUCGGCAGCUGCAGAUAUGGACAUCAUGGCUGCAGGGAUGUACCUGCGACGUUUCGAGCGCUGGGGGAAGCGGGCAGAACGAAGCACUGCACGGGCCACUGAGCGCAUGAAGCGUGCCCUUGAUGUGCGGAAGGCAACAUGUAGCCGUCCUGAAGAUGGUGAAGCCAUCCGCAUGGAAAUCCGAAACUAUUCAGAUGAGAUCAACUCGAUGAUUUGUGAGCUGAUCAUCAAGGACCAAUUGCAACGAGCUCCCGCAGGGCCAUACAAGCUGACCUGGUAUCCGGGUCAGGAUUUGAUCGAGGGGCUUUGUAUCUUCUUUCAGUGA
This is a messenger RNA of Durusdinium trenchii, 1203 nucleotides long. The record is from the annotation of a GenBank genome assembly. NCBI's taxonomy places the organism in Eukaryota, Dinophyceae, Suessiales, Symbiodiniaceae.